AAAACAUUGUGCUUCAUUCUACAAGAAUUUUUCCGAGAAAAUAAAUAAAAUUUCCCUUUAAAAAAUGAAUUAUUACGAAUGCAAUGGAAUUGCUCCAUCAACAUCAACUGCAGCCAAUGUUAUCAUUAGAAGAGAGACUUCCUAUUCGGAUUCGAACGUUAAUUGGCUGCUGUACCUAAUGUACGCUCGGAGGGAUUUUAGCUAUUGCAAAUUAAUCAUUGAGGAAUAUUUGAAGAAAAACUAUGAUACUGAAUAUCUCUAUUUUGUGCAGGGUUUAAUUGCGAGGGAGGAAGACAGAAUGACGGACGCUCUGAAAUGCUUUCAAAAUGCCAUUGAACUCAAUUCAAAGAAAUCCGAAUACUUCAAGGAAGUCGCCAAAACUCUGUACAAAAUGGGACGUCUUCGACAGAGCUUGGAUGUUUUCCUGAAAGCUGAAGCUCUUCUUGAGCGUCCCGACAAUGAACUUUACUUCUUUAUUGGAGAUCUCUUGCUGAAGAACGUUGGGCAGCCUAAGGCAGGCCCGAAGGAGGCCAAAGAGUACAUUCUGAGGGGUAUUCAGAAUGGAAAACAUCUCGAAAGUUACAAGAAAUUGGCUGAAAUUUAUAUCUCCGAAGAGGAUUUACCGAAAGCAAUUGAAGUUCUCGAAAACAGCUUGCAGAUUAAUCCUGAUGAUCCAAACACAUUAACUCAAAUUGGUGUGCUCUACCUCACAAUUGGGUCUACACAGAAUGCUUUUACAAAGCUCCUGGAUGCUCUGAAUAUCGAUGCAAAAUGCUCGAAAGCUCUCACAGCUCUCGGAGCUAUUCUUCAGUCAAAGAAUGACGUAGAUGGAGCCCUGAAUAAGUACAAAUUGCUCUCAAAUCUCGAUGAAGAAGGCUCAGAGAUUUGGAGUAAUGUUGGGCUUUGCUUCUACAAGAAGCAAAAGCUCGUGGCUGCCAUUGCGUGCCUCAAGAAAGCUGUCUGGAUCUCACCCCUGAACUUCAAUGCUUUGUACAACUUGGGCUACGUCCUGUUGAAAGCUCAGCAGUUUGCAAGUGCUUUUCACGUCCUCGCCACAGCCGUUAGUAUCAAGAAUAAUCAUGCAGAGUGUUUGAUGCUUCUUGGAGCCUGCCUGAGGUACUUGCAUGACCGCCAGGGAGCUUUUGUUGCCUUUGAGAGGUCAACAAUGCAACCAGAUGCGUUGAAAAAUCCCCUGAUUUACCUCAACUUUGCCAUUUUCUGCCACGAAGAAGGGAAAUACCAGCAAUCACGCAUUUACCUGGCCAACGUCAUUAGGAUGUCUGAAACAGUCAGCAUCCCAACUGAGUACAUUGAAGCUGCUCAUACACUGACGGGUCUGAUGCCACAGCCCGAGAAAGAUGAUCCACCGGAAGAGUCUGAGGCAAAUGUUGCGGCAGCAGCAGUGGAGGCGUUGGGGAGUACCGAAGAGGUUGCCAGGGUUGAAAUUGAACCACAUGAACCCCAAAGUGGGGAGGAAGAGGGACAAAUCACGCAGGAAGCUUCAAAUGCUGAUGGAAGUGAUUCAAUUGGCCAAAUUGGGCGACAACCCCAAUCACCGUCAGAAGAUGAUGGAGAUUUAGUCUGAAGGUGUAAGGGGCAAAGGGCAUUAAAGACAAAUUAAAUAGCAACAGGCUUUAUUUACAAAUUAAUUAAUCUACCCUAAUUAAUUGCAAUCUAAUUAUUUAGUCUAAUUAUUUGCAAUCACGCCAGUGGGCAUUUCAGUGGGCUCACAGGGAGAAACGUACACUGGGGCAAUUCAGCAAAUCUUCUUAACCAUCUCCACCACACAAAUCUCUCUAAAUUACCCAAAAUACUUAAGCAAUGAGAAAAGGAAAUAUCUACAGCAAAUUCCUAUCCUAAUGCUAAAUUUCUAUUUUUAAAAUUAACGUACAAAUUCAUUAUUUACUUAAUCUACAUUUUUUCAUUAAUUAAUUCAUUGUUUUACAUUUUAUCUUAAAUUCCUAGCAAAGUAAUGCUAUGUAUUUCUCUUUUACAUUUAAUUCGUAGAAAAAAUCUCUUUUCUUUCACUUCUAACCUUCAACUUAUUAAUAGAAAUCUAAAAGAAAUUCCCUUUGGGUGAUUUUUUCAAAGCGUGGGAUUGGGAAACGGAAUUUUCUCGCUGUGGAGAAAAAUCUUUUUCUCUCAGAAUUAUUUACAAAAGAAUUACUUAAUAAUUAGCUCUCUGUGUUGGCUCUGAGAAACAAUAAAGAGGGUAAUUUUGUGAUUACAAAAUGGCGGAAGUUUGGAAAGGACGCCGCGUGGGUUUCGUGCUUUUUGUAAUUUUAUUUAUUUUUUAAAUUCCUUGUGCGUUUAUUUUCUAAAUAAUCUUACGAUUAUUAGCAAGAUUAGGAUAUUUUUACUUUAUAAAAAUGUAGCCAUCUUUUAAAAUUCUAACCUCAAAUUCCGAUAAAAAAUUUCAAUCAAAAACUUUUUCUCGUAAUAUUUGUAAGGGCAAUAAAAUCAAUUUGCAAAA
This is a messenger RNA of Lutzomyia longipalpis, 2473 nucleotides long. It is a transcript of the gene BBS4, whose product is annotated as Bardet-Biedl syndrome 4 protein homolog. Gene Ontology annotation, cellular component: ciliary basal body. Lineage: Eukaryota; Metazoa; Arthropoda; Insecta; Diptera; Psychodidae. Gene Ontology annotation, biological process: cilium assembly; protein localization to cilium. The transcript is spliced from 8 exons. The record is from RefSeq and is a predicted model, not a curated record. The coding region runs from base 65 to 1585 and encodes 506 amino acids. Gene Ontology annotation, molecular function: protein binding.